AUGACUUCUCUAUUUGCCCACGUCUUGUCUCAGGUAUUGUUCUAUUUCCACUCUCUACAGGUUAACUGCUGCUCUAUGGAUCAAAGAUCAGAUAACAAUCAGCCAACAUAUUCUUCUGGUCACUCAGAUGUUUUGUGAGGUAACCACUGGAAAGGCAGCAGUGGUUGUGUGGCCUACUCUUUCAGUCUGGAUGGGAAAAAUGCUGUGUUUUUAGACACAAUGUUGCCUGUAAAGUGUGAGGUAGCACACUGGUUUGACACCAGCAGUCGAGGGAGAUCUGGUGGUUCAGGGCCUGCAUCUACAAAGAAUCAUUAGGCUUGGUUGAACUGGCAAUGCCCACGCAGUCACUCACAAGCAGUCCUCAUGGGUAAUGUACAGCACAGGCUGGUUGACAUAAUGGACUCCCUGGGACACACUAUGGUAGAUGUCCUGUGUAUGGAUCUAGAGAGUGCUGAGUGGCGCAUGUUAGAAAGCUGGAUUACAGAUGGAACUCAGAAGCUCAUUCUGCUCAUUCUGACCAUUCAUCUGCAGUGGGUGUGGUUUGAGGUGGAGGGAUCUGAAGAGGAGGUGGUGCGUUUCUGGUACAGUGUACUGAGAGCCCUCCGCCUCUCCGGACUCCAACUCAUGCAUGCAGCUCACAGCCCAAGACAUGAAGUGCUGAGACACAAACUGGCAAACUCAUAUAGCUCCUACACACUGAGCUGCAUAAGGACAGAGGAGUAG
This is a messenger RNA of Myxocyprinus asiaticus (Chinese sucker), 723 nucleotides long. RefSeq names its product probable methyltransferase-like protein 24. Lineage: Eukaryota; Metazoa; Chordata; Actinopteri; Cypriniformes; Catostomidae. The record is from RefSeq and is a predicted model, not a curated record.